AUGAAGUAUCUUUUGAUCACUAUUGCCUUUGUAGCUUUGUUCUACCCUUCUGAAAGUGCCAUAACAUGUUAUGACUGUAGUCAUACUUCCAGUCCAUGCAAAAUUGCGGAGACUUGUUCAGCAGAGUUUGAUUCUUGCGUCUGGGUCAAAUCGGAUGAACAUGAAGAGUCCUAUAGCUGCUGGAAAUCUUCCCAAUGUGAAUUCAAAGAUAUCGAGGAACACUUUAAUACUGGUUCCUUUUCGUAUAAGUGCUGUCAUUCAGACUUGUGUAAUAGCGGUCCAUAG
This is a messenger RNA of Euleptes europaea (tarantolino), 285 nucleotides long. Its product is annotated as CD59 glycoprotein-like. Lineage: Eukaryota; Metazoa; Chordata; Lepidosauria; Squamata; Sphaerodactylidae. The transcript has 3 exons. Bases 1 to 285 code for a protein of 94 amino acids. The record is from RefSeq and is a predicted model, not a curated record.